CACACAAAAUAGAAGCAGUUCUUGUCUCUUACCAGACAUCUUCACCCGUGAGACAACCAAUGAGCCUCCCUGCACCGCCAGUUAAUUUCAAGUGACUUGUUUCCAACCAGGGGGCUUAUGGGAAGUGGUCCUCAUGGCAACCACUGUAAAUAUUAGCCUCCCUCCUCUUGCUAGUCGCGACUUUGCGUAAGCGGCGAAUUAGGACAAAAUGGCAAGCGAAGCCCGCGUUGGGGACAGUUUUUUGGAGAGGGUAACGUCCAUGCAGCAACGCAUGCACCAAAGGGAGAAACAAAGGAUACAGUUGGAAAAGCAGCUGUUUUCUUACUCCAAACCUAAUAAUAAACGAAUCUCUCACAUAAAGGGCUAUCUCAAGCAAAUCUGUGUCAGGGAAGCACAAGCGAAAAUGAGAAACCUUGAGCUUUUGAGAGAUGUGGAGUGCCUUCAAAUUAGCAUGCAGGAAUACACCCCAGACUUUUUCCCUUUGCAACAACAAAAGGCUGAGUUUGCAAGUAAAAUUGCUAGAUUUAUUGAAGAAAUGAAAACAACAGGAAAAGAAAAGCUGAAACCUACACAACGCAAUUGCAAAGACAGCUCGGUCCUUCACAUAGCAGAUGAUUUUACAAAAGCACCUGCGGUCAUUUCGAUGGGCCGCCAAACCAAAGGGUCCCGUAUACUUUCACACCAAACAUUGCACCGUUCACCCAAACGGAGCACGCACUCUCUCGAACGACCACCAAGUGGCCUUUUGAAGGACUCUGAAGUUGUCAGAGAGGAUGCUGCUGUCAAUCAAGCACAUUUAUCAGAUGACAAUUCAGCUUCAGACAAUUCUUCCGACGGCUGCAAUUUGAGAGACAAACACACAAAAAUGUCAGUAACUCCUCAAUCUAGUUGCGCUACAACAAUAGUACCUGGCAACAUGCUUUUUGCCAAUGAGGAUGGACAAGAACCUGCUCCCCUGGUAACCUUGAAGAGUCCCCAAAGGAAUCUAUCUCUAGGCAGCAGCAAUAAGUCAAUGAAGCUCAAGAAUCCCCCUGCUGAAUAUGCUAACUCCGGAGAAAUUGCUCCUCAGGCGCCCUUAAAGGGAGAUUUAGGAAGAGGUUUUAGCCAUUUGAUGCCUGAAACCUCUGGAAGAAAAGAAGUCAUGAAUGCCCAAGGCAUAUCUAGGAGUAUUAGUUUAAGCUCUGAUGCGCAGUUGUCCGAGAGCAGUGUAAGUGACCUGUCCAUUUCUCUGACACAAUCGGAGCCGGAGGAAGAUGAUCAUCCUGAGAGUGAAGGAAGCUGGUGUGGCCUUGUCACUACCUUCAAGUCAAAUGGGUCUAAGAAAACCCCUCACAAUAGGUGUGACAGACUUUCCCUGGAAGGACUCUUUAAACUGCUAGACUCCAUUGAAUGUCGAAUCCAUGGUGAACAAACAAGGGUUUAUGGAGGUUCUUCAUUUGAUGAAAGACAUCUAAUUCGCAUUAUCAGCCUUUGUGACACCGGACUGGGUUUGAAUGAGGAAGACCUUGAAGCAUGUGGUGCAGUGGUGCUUCAUGAGCUUCAGGGGUUGUCAUGGAGCACAACGAAGGGCUGCCUGUUAACACAGGAGCUAGUGAGUGCACACCAGCCCACAGCUGAGCAUAUUACUAUCAGACUCCCUCCUGAUGCAGCUCAGCUGUGGGAUCGCUGGUUCAAGCAUGCCCUUCUGCUCAAGGAGAGCCGUGUCCUCAGCACUGAGCGCUUGGUCGAGCUGUUCACGCCGCUGCUUGUGGAGCGUCAUGCAACAUACAGCCACCAGGCCGAAGUGCUGCUGAGGACACUUCUGACCCAGUCCAGUGAGGAGUGCCCCUCAGCAGACGAUGAGAGUGACUCGUCGUCGUCGUCGUCGUCGUCAUUGUCUUCUUGUGGCCCUCUUUUUCAUCGUGGAGCUGUGAAGCCUGCCGGUCAGAUUCAAAAGCAACAGAUCAAAGAACUACAAAGUGCUGAAGAGGACAACCAGGACGAAAGCCCUGUGGAAAGUGUUCCUAUUAGAGAGACAAAAGCAUAUCAGUUACUUAAACUGUCAGCCAUGCAAGAACAGCUGCAGAGUUCUGAAGACGAGGAGGAAGAAAAUGGAGAGGAGGAUGACUUCUCAGGAAUAAAUCAUGGCUAUGAAGUGGACCUUGGGAGGGCCAAACGCUACUCAGAUCAAGACCCUUACUCUCGGAAGGACAAGGUGAACCCAAAGAUUUAUUCUGCUCUGCAGUCAAGUGCAUUCUGGGGAGAGUCAGAUGACAACAACUCAGACAUCGAAGCAGCUUUGUGUCCUCAACCUUUCAACAGGAAUGACAGCGACGACACAGACGACUUCUAUGACUGAUAGAUUGAGAUAUGUUUUUGACAAUAACUGUGUUGAUAUCAAAGCACCCAUUCACAGAGCUUGACUAACAUAUAGUACUUUACAUCUCGACCGCUUUAUUAGUGGUCAGCAUUGUAAACUCAGUACAGGUGUCGUAGAAACAAAUAAAGUUGACGACUCUUA
This is a messenger RNA of Nerophis lumbriciformis (worm pipefish), 2500 nucleotides long. RefSeq names its product kizuna centrosomal protein (gene kiz). The record is from RefSeq and is a predicted model, not a curated record. NCBI's taxonomy places the organism in Eukaryota, Metazoa, Chordata, Actinopteri, Syngnathiformes, Syngnathidae. Gene Ontology annotation, cellular component: centrosome. Gene Ontology annotation, biological process: spindle organization.